Molecule: messenger RNA, 276 nt
Organism: Penicillium malachiteum
Lineage: Eukaryota; Fungi; Ascomycota; Eurotiomycetes; Eurotiales; Aspergillaceae
Exons: 1
Coding region: 1-276 (91 amino acids)
Source: RefSeq, a predicted model, not a curated record
AUGUCUAUUCACCACGGAAACGAAGCAUUUGAAGUACAGUCAUGGUGCAGUGACUACGAAGGAACAGGAUCCUUUCAGACACGGUCUACUGCCUCCACGGAAGCCGCCGGCGAGCUCUCAGAGACAAGUGAGGAUCUUUCGUAUGUGAUAUCUGAUGGAGAGCCAUCCAGGAGCGCGAGCAGCGCGUCAGGUCUUUCUGGGACAAACCACCUUCCUAGUGUCGAACAAGAUGGUUCCUAUUCCAAUGAGGUGAUUACGCAUAAUAAAAUGGACUAA